ACUUCCUAGAGAUUAGAGAAGACAAGAUUACUGUGCUGCAAUGUUUAGAAGUUGGAAUGUGAUUAUUUUUGUAACUUUAUCAAAAAAUAAAUAUAUGUAGUUUACGACUAACUUCAUAAAAAUCCUUAUUGUAUUAUGUAUUAGAAACUAUAAUAACCAUUAUUAGCAGAAACAUUUUUAUAAAACUAACCUCAAAUUGAAAAUAUUAUGAUGAGUCUCUCCUACGAGCCCUGCAAGAAAAAGGCACGUAGAGAUGUUCAAAGUAAAUAUAAUAGAAGAAAAAAUAAGGUAGAAGUUUCAGUUGAAGAAAAAAUUUAUGCAAAACCUCCUAAGAAACAUACUCCGAAAUUUCGUUUAAAAUCAGCUGGCCAUAUAGCAUCACUUGAGACACCAUUAAAUGAAAGAAUUCCUAUACUUUUAACAGACAUUCAGCACUUGCUUCUACAUUCAUUGUUGGGAAAUUUAAACAUAACUCAAUCACCAAGGUGGUAUACUAUAGACAAAUGCAAUCAUGUGUGCCAAACAACAUGUCUUAUAAUUGAGGGUAUUUCAAUAAAUCAAUUAGAAGAACAUAAAGAAAAAUUAAUUAAUAUAAAUACUAUCUUUGAGAAUUUUGUUGAAAUCUUAACACCAUCAGUAUACAAUGGUUCCCUUGUUAAAGAAUUAGCAUUGGUGCCCCUUUCAGAAACAGAGAAAGAAUGCAUUAUACAGAAAUAUGGAAGCUUGAAUUUAGCUUUAGAAGUCCGGAAAGAUCUUAUGGUUAUGAUGAGAGCUGUAUUUCCUAUCGACGAAGACAUUGAAGAUAAAAUAGUACAGAUAGAAUGUGAGGAUAAGUUCCCUAGAACUCAACUACUGUUAUCUGCUUGGCAAUUGAUUGAGGAAAAUUACCCAGUCCCUUUGAAAGGCAAGUUGAAAAAUAUAUACUCUGAUUAUGUUUUCUCUAAAGAAGAGUAUAAAGCCGUUACAGCUGAUUCUCCUAUGUUUGGGCUUGAUUGUGAAAUGUGCAUUACAAAUGUUGGAUCAGAACUGACUCGAAUCUCAGUUGUAGAUGAGAAAUACAAAUUGGUGUAUGAGUCACUGGUUAAACCCUAUAACAACAUUACAGAUUAUUUAACUAGGUAUUCUGGUAUUUCAGAAUCUUCUUUAGAAAAUGUUACCAAAAGAUUGGAAGAUGUUCAGAAAGACUUACGUGAAUUAUUACCACCUGAUGCUAUACUGGUUGGUCAAUCACUUAACUCUGACUUACAUGCUUUAAAAAUGUUUCAUCCUUAUGUAAUUGAUACUAGUUUAAUAUAUAAUUUUACUGGUGAAAGAACACGGAAGUCCAAAUUAAAGAUAUUAGUUAAGGAGUUUUUGAAUAUGGAUAUACAAACAAAUAAGAAUGGUCAUUGUUCAAUAGAGGAUUCAAUAGCAGCUCUUAAAUUAGUUCAAUUAAAACUAAGCAAAUUUAUUGAAUUUGGAGAUGCUGUGCAUACUAAUAGACAGAGCUAUAAAGAAAAUGUUGUAAGAUUAUCUACAAAAUCUGAUUAUGCAUUAUCAAUUUUUAAUCAUAUUAUUGAGCAGAAAAAGACAUCUCUGGUAGUGGGAUGUGAUGAUAUCACAGGGGACUAUCAUACUUACUUAACACAAGCAAAAGACAGUAUGAGUACACAGUUAAAAAAGAGUAAACCUAAAAAAGUAAAACUUAGUACCGUUGAUACAGUAACUGAUGUUAUCACUACUGUUACUGAAGCUGCAAAUGAUUACAAUUUAAUUAUGGCUCAUUUGAAACAAAAUUCAACUCUACAGUCUUGUGAUGCAACAAAUAUUGAUGAAUGGGUCAAAAAUAUUUGGAGCAGUCUGAAGGAUUCUGCUUUAUUUGUUGUUGUUUUUAGUGGUACUACUGCUGAAAAUGGAGUUGCUAUGAUAAGAGUAAAAAAUUUAUAAAGUAAAUUA
This is a messenger RNA of Pieris brassicae (large cabbage white), 1935 nucleotides long. RefSeq names its product RNA exonuclease 5 (gene Rexo5). The transcript is spliced from 2 exons. The record is from RefSeq and is a predicted model, not a curated record. Gene Ontology annotation, cellular component: nucleus. The coding region runs from base 208 to 1926 and encodes 572 amino acids. Gene Ontology annotation, molecular function: exonuclease activity; nucleic acid binding. Lineage: Eukaryota; Metazoa; Arthropoda; Insecta; Lepidoptera; Pieridae.